Molecule: messenger RNA, 1145 nt
Organism: Procambarus clarkii (red swamp crayfish)
Lineage: Eukaryota; Metazoa; Arthropoda; Malacostraca; Decapoda; Cambaridae
Source: RefSeq, a predicted model, not a curated record
CUGAGCGCCAUUUUAGGAGUCAAUGUGCAAGAGGUCGGCGUCGGGACAUGCCAGGAGGUCGUUCGUACAGUCGCUUUGGAGAACACGUACGACAGCGAGAGCGAGGUCGACUACGAAGAUAAGCGUGUCGUAGCCACCCAGGAGGCCGACGGGUGCGUGGACGGGUGCUGGGUGCGCGCUGCCCUUACUGACGGCUUCAGUAUCAUAGACGCCAACAUCUCGGCGCUAGUGGGACCCAAGAUGCAGGUCCGCACCACCUGUGGUUGUGGACACACCACACCUCCUACCCACGACACCUGCACCCCCUACACCUGUCUGAAUGGUGGCAGGUGCAUUCCAGCAUCCUCAGGUACUAGAUGCAUCUGUCCUCACGGCACCUGGGGUUCUCGCUGUAAAGUGAUCGUUAGGCACUUCGAGGACGACGGUGGAGGGUCAGACUUGGGAAGUAGUGAAGAUGAGGUCGUUACAGUGGGCGGGUGGGCGUGGGUGCCGCCAAUCCCGCCUUGUGCUGAAGUCCACUUGAGUCUGGAGGUGCUGACCAGAUCCUUGGCGGCCACGCUGCUGUACUCAGGACCGGACCAGGGGGCACCAACCCCAGGGACCGAAGAGAACACCGCUAGGGACCUGUUGCUGCUGGAGCUGCGUCAGGGCCGUCCGUCUCUCCUGCUGGACCUGGGAGGCGGCCCUGUUACCCUCGACCUCAACGCCUCCUACUCCCUGGCAGACAACACCUGGCACAGGAUUGACCUUAUAUGGAAAGACGAGUUGGUGGAAAUGAUUGUGGACUUGUGCACGGGCAACGGACCAGACGACGUACCACCGCCGCCACCCUCCACCCUCGCCCACAACCACUCCAAGACGAACACCCAUCCCGACGCCCACACUUGUAGAGGGGCGGCCAGACUGCCUCGUACCGCCCGCGUCCUCAACACAAGUGGACCACUACAAGUGGGUGGACUGUCUCACCCUCUACCAGCAAACACUUUACAAGGAGGUUUCCCACCUUUCUAUGGCUGUCUCCGGAACCUCAGAGUCAACGGCCAGCUGGUGGACCUGGGCGGCGGCGUCCUCGGCCAGGGCAGUUACCCCGGGUGUCCUGCUGCAGACUGCCUCUCCAGUGGCCUCUACUGUGGCCUCCACGGCAG